AUGUCGGAACUGAGCACAGAGGAGCGCAUCAAGCUCGCCGUCUCUUUCAUUGAGCAGAGCCCUCCCGGCGAGGUUAACGAUGUUGUCAAUGAUAUUCGCGCGGUCAUCGGCGACGAUGACGCCCUUAUGCCCCAUGCUGUACCCGCGCUGCGCGCAUACAAUCUGGCGCAACUCCAGGUUGUCGAGCACGCCGCAUCGGACGGCGUCGAAGCACACUCUUCCCUCCUCUCCGACGCCACUAUCGUCCCAAACUCAUCGCCCGAGCGGUUCUACGACCACCCCAACCGCACCUUCGUCUUCGACCACGUAACCCUGCUGCCCUCGGACUAUCAGCCCAUCGCGCUCCCCGAGGCCGACGAGACUUUCCGCGCGGUUCUGGCCGAGUCGCUGGGCAAGUACGCGCGGAACCACUUCCCCAGCGGCCAUGCGUCGGUCUCUACCGACCAGGUGCCUCUUCCGCCUGUCGCCCCUCCCGCAUCGCCAGUUGCGGACGAGGCGACUGCCUCUGGGCUUGCGACGCCUGCCGAGCGCGAUCAGCCGGGCAUGAGGGAAGAGGAGCCGACUCCCCUCAUCGGCGGCAGGACCCCGGCGGCGGAGGAUGAGGUAGACGCCGAGGGGGGAUUGAGCAAGCUUGACGAGGCCGAGUCGGACGCUAUGGACACAGGGGCUUCGGAGAGAGACAUUGCCGGCCGCGUGGAGGUCGAGCCCACGCCAGUCGUGGGCCAGCGUCCCCUCGACGCCAAGGAUGAGGUGGACGCCGAGGGUGGCCUGGCCGUGCUCGACGAGGAAGUCGCGGAAGUAAAGGCGGAAGGGGCGGCGCAGGCGGAGCGCGAGCACGAGGAGAAGGAGGCGUACGCGCUGGCCGCCGAGGACGCCGAAGACGCCAUCGACAUCGACGCGGCGUCGCCCGCGGCCGGCAGCUCUCCGCCGUCCGCUUCGGCAGCACAGCUUCCAGCCAGUGCUCCGGCUCCCGUACACACGCCCCUGGACAACCCGAAGUUCACGCUCGAGAUCGUGGGCAACCGCUUCAACCCGUCCAACUUCUGGACGGGACGGUGGCGUACGCGCUGGGUCGUGGACCGCGCUGCGCGCACCGUGUCGGGCACAAUCCGCGUCGACGUACACUACUACGAGCAGGGCAAUGUGCAGCUGUCGACGGAGCACCGCGCGGCCUUCGAGCUGCCCGACGGCGAGGACGCGGCGCUCGCCUCGGCCAUCGUGAGCAACAUCGCCCGCGUCGAGACAGAGUACCAGCUCGAGAUUGGCGACGUGUACGCCGGCCUCGGCGACAAGGCGUUCCGCGCGCUGCGUCGCGCUCUGCCCGUCACGCGCCAGCGUGUUGACUGGGACAAGGUUAGCGGGUACUCGAUUGGGAGCGACCUGUCCAAGGCCUUCGCAUAG
Messenger RNA from Cutaneotrichosporon oleaginosum, 1401 nucleotides. The record is from RefSeq and is a predicted model, not a curated record. Lineage: Eukaryota; Fungi; Basidiomycota; Tremellomycetes; Trichosporonales; Trichosporonaceae.